CUUCCUGUGAUGAAUCCUCUCCUUUUCUGUGUUUGAAGAACCAGGAAACUAAACUGUUUCCUGGAGUGUGAAUGCUUUGCAGGGACUCCACUUAGGGCAGUGUUGGGGAAUUCCACUUCACUUCUUCCGGAUGCUCGGAACUCCUUCAAGCACCCGGUGGGAGGCCAUUCAUAAUCAUGGCAAGUCCAAGACACCCAGUAUCAGCCCAUGCUGUAGCCCUGGUGCAGAUGGAACGGCUCCAGACGUUUGCCUUCUCUGUGUGCUGGUCAGACGACAGUGACACGUUUGCUCGCAGGAGCUGGGAGGAGUUUAGGCAGCUCCAGAAGACCCUUAAGAAAAUCUUCCCAGUGGAGGCAGGCCUGCUUCGGAGAUCUGAACGCGUUCUUCCCAAGCUUCCUGAUGCUCCAUUGCUGACACGUCGGGGACAUACUGGCCGAGGCCUGUUACGUUUGCGGCUGCUGGAAACCUAUGUACAGUCGUUGCUGGCAACCUCAGAGCACAUAGUGACGAGCUCAACACUCAAUAGCUUCUUUGCACCCAAACCUCUGGAUCUAGAGCCCAUGCUGCCUCCUGGCAGCCUGGUGAUCCUGCCCACCCCAGAGGAGCCCUUAUCCCAACCUAUACGCAGCCUUGCCAUUCAUAGCCUGGAGGCUCAGAGCAUGCGCUGCUUACAGCCGUUCCACACUCUUGACACAAAAGACAGACCUUUCCACACUCAGGCUCAAGAAAUUCUGGACAUAUUACUACGGCAUCCUUCAGGCUGGUGGCUGGUGGAGAACAAGGACCAGCAGACAGCCUGGUUUCCAGCUCCCUACCUGGAGGAGAUAGCAACAGGCCAAGGCCAGGAGUCGGGCAUGGUUGUUCAAGGAAGUGGGAGGCAGUUCUGUGCUACCCAGGCCUAUGAGGGCAGUCGCCCUGAUGAGCUAUCCGUGCCCUCAGGAGCACGUGUACAUGUGCUGGAAACCUCAGACCGAGGCUGGUGGCUGUGCAGGUAUAAUGGCCAGACAGGCCUGCUCCCUGCAGUGUUGCUGCAACCUGAAGGGCUGGGUUCCCUCCUGGGCAGGCCAGGGCUCCCAGACAGUGGUGGGGCAGACAAGGUGACUGAGGGCAGGACUGUCCCCCCUGUAGUACCAACUCGCCCCUGUAUGAGUGCCAUCCAGAGCAGAUGCUGCUCCAUCACCCGCAGGGCAGUGGGACAGGAACAAGGGACCCAAGUUCCCCCUUGAGGAUUUGUAUGGCCCUGCAGAGAGGCUGUACUGUCAAAGUCAACCUCAAGCAAAGCAGGGACGAGGGUGUGGCUCUAUGACUGGCAGGGCCAUGGGCCAGCCAACUGUCUAUUUUCUCUAAAUAAAACUGGAAUGACUUCA
Messenger RNA from Rattus rattus (black rat), 1367 nucleotides. It is a transcript of the gene Noxo1, whose product is annotated as NADPH oxidase organizer 1. Gene Ontology annotation, biological process: superoxide anion generation. The transcript is spliced from 8 exons. NCBI's taxonomy places the organism in Eukaryota, Metazoa, Chordata, Mammalia, Rodentia, Muridae. Bases 177 to 1226 code for a protein of 349 amino acids. The record is from RefSeq and is a predicted model, not a curated record. Gene Ontology annotation, molecular function: superoxide-generating NADPH oxidase activator activity; phosphatidylinositol binding; protein binding.